CCCGUGGUGGGCAACUUCGGCUUCGUGCUGCUGCCGCCUUUCCUGCGACGGAAGAGCUGGCCGUACCGCCGGGCGAAGGCCGGGGGACUGAACCUCUCGGGCCUGGGCGCGCAGUUGCUUCUGGCCGAGAUGGCCCAUAAGUACGGCAACAUCUGCAGCUUCUUCAUCGGCCACUACCUGGUGGUGGUCCUCAACGACUUCCACAGCGUGCGCGAGGCGCUGGUGCAGCAGGCCGAGGUCUUCAGCGACCGCCCGCGGGUGCCGCUCGUCUCCAUCAUGACCAAGGGGAAGGGGAUUGUAUUUGCACAUUAUGGUCCAGUCUGGAAACAACAGAGGAAGUUCUCUCAUUCAACUCUUCGUCAUUUUGGCUUGGGAAAGCUUAGCUUGGAGCCCAAGAUUAUUGAGGAGUUCAAAUAUGUGAAAGAGGAAAUGCAGAAGCAUGGAGAAGACCCCUUCAAUCCUUUCCCCAUUGUCAACAAUGCCGUCUCUAACAUCAUUUGCUCUUUAUGUUUUGGCCAGCGCUUUGAUUACACCAAUAGUGAGUUUAAGAAAAUGCUUAAUUUUACGUCACGAGCGUUAGAAAUCUGUCUGAACAACCAGCUCCUCCUGGUCAACAUAUGCUCCUGGCUUUAUUACCUUCCUUUUGGACCAUUUAAGGAAUUAAGACAGAUUGAAAAGGAUUUAACCACUUUCCUUAAAAAAAUCAUCAAAGACCAUCGAGAGUCUUUGGAUGCAGAGAACCCUCAGGACUUCAUAGACAUGUACCUUCUCCACGUGGUGGAAGAGAGCAAAAAUAAUAGCAACAGCAGUUUUGAUGAAGAUUACUUAUUUUAUAUCAUCGGAGAUCUCUUCAUUGCUGGGACUGAUACCACAACUAACUCUUUGCUUUGGUGCCUUCUGUAUAUGUCACUGAACCCUGACAUCCAAGAAAAGGUUCAUGAAGAAAUCGAAAGGGUCAUUGGUGCCGACCGCGCCCCUUCCCUCACUGACAAGGCCAAGAUGCCCUACACAGAGGCCACCAUCAUGGAGGUGCAGAGGCUGAAUGCUGUGGUGCCGCUCUCCAUUCCUCACAUGACCUCAGAGAAAACAGUGCUCCAAGGGUAUACCAUUCCUAAAGGCACGAUAAUAUUACCCAACUUGUGGUCAGUACAUAGAGACCCCACCGUUUGGGAGAAACCAGAUGAUUUCUACCCCAGUAGAUUUCUGGAUGAUCAAGGACAAGUUAUUAAAAAAGAAACAUUUAUUCCUUUUGGGAUAGGGAAGCGGGUGUGUAUGGGAGAGCAACUGGCAAAGAUGGAAUUAUUCCUGAUGUUCGUGAGCCUAAUGCAGAGUUUCACAUUUGCUUUGCCUAAGGACUCAAAGAAGCCAAUUUUGACUGGAAAAUAUGGUCUGACUUUAGCCCCACAUCCAUUUAAUAUAAUCAUUUCAAAGAGAUAAAAUAUAAUCAUUUCAAUCAUUUCUUCUCUCCAAGAAGAGAUGGUGCACAGAAUGUAAAUACAUGUCCUUCUAAGCUGGUUCUUCCUCCUGUAAUUGACAGCAGAUCCAGAAACUCUGCGGAUCUAGGUUAGGCUCAGAUCAGAGGGAGACUGGAAAGAGGAUAGUGCGUGGGAGCUUCCAUCUUGGAGGAAUGAUUCCUCAGCAGGAUACUCCAGCCGUCUCAGUCAUGCGUGUGACUCGUGGGGACAAAGUCUAGGCCGGGGAAGCAGGGCAUCUGGAUUUUUAUCCCCAGUGGCUUCCACCAGUGAGCAUGUCUUCUCCUCCCUCAGUGCCUCAGUCAUCCCAUGGGUAAAGUGAGGGUCACAAAAUUUGCCUUCUCUCUAUAUCUCAGCAUGAAUGAAGGUCAAACGCCCCGUGUCUUUUCUGACAUCACCAGAACACUGUUUACUUCUGCAGAACAAAUUCAGGAGAAGAAGGGAGACUACCUGUUUGAGACCCUUGAUGACAUGAAAGUGGUAUUCAGACCUGGAUGCUUUGUCAGGGGAGAAUGUGGGUUUAGGGGACCGUGAGUUAGAGCUUUUCUUGGCACAGAUCAUAUGUCGGUUUUGGGAGGGCUCGUUCUGUUAUUGUUAUCUUUUUGUUUAUGAUUUUGGUUUUUACUUUUUGUAGGCAUGAGAUGAAGUGGACCCCUGUUCAGUAUAUUGAGGAAAGGUUAUUGUGUGAACUUAUGUGCCUGUCCUCUAUUUUAACUGCAUGACCAGUGAGCCUGGCUGAAGAAGUGACUUCGUCGCAGAAUUCCUUUCUGCUGAGCUUACUGCAGUGAUGGACCUCUAGCUUUUGAUUUGAGCUUUGAAUAGUGAGCUGGGGAAUUUUGACACUUGGGAUUCAUUAGGAAAGGAUUCAAACUGUACCGAACAUUCCUUUCCUGUUCUCUGCCACCAGGCCUAGUGUAUCUCAUCCCUGAAGACUCUUAAAGACAGGAAGGCAUUCUUAUUCGUAUUAAGAGAACUAAAUGAUUUCUUAAUAAAUAAGCUCCCUCUAUAAGAGCAGUUCUCAUAAAAGGUAAUGACCUUUCUCAGGGAGUGUUUGGAAAUAUGUGGGUGUGUUUUUGAUUAUUGCAAUGAUUAGGGUGCUGUUGGUCUUUCUGCUGCCAUGAGGCCAGGAUGCUAAAUGUCUGAGCAGUCCUAGACAAUGAAGAACUCACCCAGUAUACCAGUAUUUCCUCCAGUAAGGUCAUGCUCUGAAAACAGCCAGCCCUUUCCUUUAUUCUUCUAGAAUAUUCCUUUUAGAGAAGGAAUCGUGAUAAUAACGUGAGCAACUAUACUUCUGAGCCUUUCCUCAUUGCUGGCACCAUACUUAAUGCUUUACUCGUGUACUUACAUGAUUCUUACAGAAAGUCUGGUAAGAGGGUGCCAUGGUGUAGCUGAUGAAGCUGAGGCUUAGGAGUUAAAGCACGUGGUUGAGAAGCACCACUGCCUAUUUCAGACCUACCAGUCUUUGUGACUGGAGAGUUCUUCCCGCACCACUUCUCUCUGCUGCCACCCCCUGAGCUCAGCAGUCUCCCCCUCUGCAUUUUCAAUAUAGAUAAAUGAGAUACAGGCCAAUCCUGAGGUGCCUUGAGGAGUUUUGUUAAUUAAUAAAUGAAAUGCCCAGGCACUGUGAGUGAAUGGAGAGGUUGUUGUCUAGAUCUUAGACAGAUGGUGCCUGUGUGGAUUACCAUGUGCCUUAGCAGGGCAGUCUGUCCUGAUCUGGAAUUUCAUAUGCUUUGGAACUGCAUUAAUGACUUUGCGUUAGCAGGUUUAUUACUCCUCGAUUUAUAUGUUUAUUUUCAUUACUCCUAACCAAACAGUUGUAGCUAACUUGAGGAAGACAACUCUUCCGUGAGAUUAUGUUGAAAUCAGAUGUUUAUUAAACUUUUCAAUAUAAUGCCUUAAAAACUGUAGCACUUUACAAACAUCUCUAUAUAGCAGAUCACUGAAAGGACGGUUAAUGCUUUCUUUGUACAUGUUGAUGUUUUAUGAUUUUGUACUUUAUGAUUUAUUUGAAAUAUAAAAAUAAUAGUACUUUAUUUUGUAAGUCUGCCUAAUAUCUACCUUUUAGUCAUCUUUAGCAUAAUUUGUGAUGCUUUUAUUAAACUUUUAAUUUUAAAUGAGAUAGUGUCAUGUCUGGUUUUGGGGGUUUUGUUUUUGCUAAACAAAAUUCUGUUUUGCCAGAUGUCAAGUUAGGAAAUGGAAGAGGGAAUAGCCCUCCAAAAAGAGCCACAGAUAUACAAGAAUGAUCUCUGCACAGGAGGAUAAUUCUCUCAAUAUACCCUCUCAGAGCACAGUUACUCUCAGGACUGUAUCACAGCCCACGUUUCUUAUCUCUCACAUCAAAGUCCAGCAUUAUUUGAGGGAGUGAUGAAUCUACACAAGCCCAUUGGGGCAAUGUGUCUAGUGCUUGUCUCUGCAACACUUCUUAGCUCAGGAAGAAGAGUUUUUUAACCACCUGAACCUACGGAUUUUUCCUAGCGGUAAGCCGACUCCAGCUUGUUCCAUGGCCCAGUCUUCCUCCUGCAGGUCACAGCUCAGAGGUCACCUCCGCAGGGCAGGCUUCCACUAAUGCCUUAUCUAAAGUGGCCUUUCCUGAGAACUCUCUGCUAUAAACUGUUUGUGCCCCCCAGAAUUCAUUUAUUGAAACCUAGUCCCUAAUAUAAUAGUAGUUGGAGGUGGGACCUUUGGGAGAUGAUUGUCGUAAGAGUUGAGCCUUCAUAAAUGGGAUUAGGGUCCUUAUAAAAGAGACCCCAGAAAGCUCCCUUGCCCUUUCUGCCUUUGUGAGAAUGCAGUGUGAAGACGGCCACCCACGAACCAGGAAGUGGGCUCUCACAAGACACUGAAUCUGCUGACGCCUUGAUUUUGGACUUCUGGCCUCCAGAAUGCGGCUGCCUGCUCCCUAAAGCCUGCGGCCAGCUGGGCCACGGACGGGGCGCCGAGUCGUCCACGUUGGCUUUGGUCUGUGCCGGCCUUUCCUCCAUGUCCUUGGGGCCAGCUCGGCGGCGGCUGCGCAGACUCCUUGCUCUUGCUCUUGCUCUUUCCUGGGGCUCACGAUCCCGCCUCUCCGCUCGGUUCCCGCCCGGGCCGGUUCGGCUGCGACAGCCCAUUUCUAAUUCUAAAAGAUGACACUAAACCGGGAAACCCCACCAGUGGAAACUGUUCUCCCGUCAUACUCUGUUUGGCAGCAUUUGUCCUCCUCAUAUUUUUUUCCAGUUUGAGUUUGUUGCUUAGCAAACUCUUCCCACCUGAUCUGCAGAGGUUUGUAGUGAGUUGUCAGUUAUAGUUUUUGAAGGAUGUCUUCCAAGGAUAUUUAAAUCCUUUAUGUGGUUUCCUUGAACACAAACAUAAUGUUCAUGGAAAGCCAGUGCCUAAACAUAAAAAUAAAAAUAAAAAUAAAUUAACUAAAACCUCAAAAAGCUGUUAUUUUUCAAGAGGGACAGAAUGACAGAUGGUAACUGAAUGCCAUACCUGCCCCUAGAUUGGAUUCAGUAGUAGAAGGAAAAAAAACUAUAAAGGGCAUUAUUGUAUUAAUUAACUAAAUUGGAAUAUGGUUGAUCAACUGAAUAGAAAUGUAUCAACCUUAAAUUUACUUAAGUUGAUUACUAUGGUUAUGUAACAGACACACCCUAUUCCUAGGAAAUAUGCACCAAAGUAUCAUAAAGGAUCAUGAUGUGUAUAGUUUACCCUCUAGUGGUUCAGAAAUUAUUCAUAUAUAUAAUCUAUUUUAUCUGUUAUAGGUAGAUAUAGACAAUAGAUAAAGAUAAAACGAAUGAUAAAGCAAAUUUGAUAAAAUGUUACAAUAGGUAAACGUGGAUAAGGGGUAUAUGGGUUUCUUGGCACUGUUCUUGCAAUUUUUCUAUAAGUACAAUUACUUCAAAAUAAAAAGUUGAAAAAAA
Messenger RNA from Vicugna pacos (alpaca), 5365 nucleotides. NCBI's taxonomy places the organism in Eukaryota, Metazoa, Chordata, Mammalia, Artiodactyla, Camelidae. The record is from RefSeq and is a predicted model, not a curated record.